Balaenoptera acutorostrata (minke whale) is the source of this 455-nucleotide messenger RNA. RefSeq names its product 40S ribosomal protein S24-like. The transcript has a single exon. NCBI's taxonomy places the organism in Eukaryota, Metazoa, Chordata, Mammalia, Artiodactyla, Balaenopteridae. Gene Ontology annotation, biological process: translation. Bases 43 to 438 code for a protein of 131 amino acids. Gene Ontology annotation, cellular component: ribosome. Gene Ontology annotation, molecular function: structural constituent of ribosome. The record is from RefSeq and is a predicted model, not a curated record.
CCACUCUUUUCCUUCCUGGCUGCUUGAAGAUCAGCCGCCAUUAUGAACGACACGGUAACUAUCCGGACAAGGAAGUUCAUGACCAACCGACUACUUCAGCGGAAACAAAUGGUCAUCGAUGUCCUUCAUCCUGGGAAGGCAACAGUACCUAAGACAGAAGUUCGGGAAAAACUAGCCAAAAUGUACAAGACCACACCAGAUGUCAUCUUUGUGUUUGGAUUCCGAACCCACUUUGGUGGUGGCAAGACAACUGGCUUUGGCAUGAUUUACGAUUCCUUGGAUUACGCAAAGAAGAAUGAGCCCAAACACAGGCUUGCAAGACAUGGCCUGUAUGAGAAGAAAAAAACCUCGAGAAAACAGCGAAAGGAACGCAAGAACAGAAUGAAGAAAGUCAGGGGGACUGCAAAGGCCAAUGCUGGUGCUGGCAAAAAGAAGUGAGCUGGAGAUUGGACAAC